Aureobasidium subglaciale EXF-2481 is the source of this 1392-nucleotide messenger RNA. RefSeq names its product glycoside hydrolase family 76 protein. The transcript has 4 exons. NCBI's taxonomy places the organism in Eukaryota, Fungi, Ascomycota, Dothideomycetes, Dothideales, Saccotheciaceae. The coding region runs from base 1 to 1392 and encodes 463 amino acids. Gene Ontology annotation, molecular function: mannan endo-1,6-alpha-mannosidase activity. The record is from RefSeq and is a predicted model, not a curated record. Gene Ontology annotation, biological process: fungal-type cell wall biogenesis; carbohydrate catabolic process.
AUGACACUGUCUCGCUCGUCAUGGCUUGUCAGCACACUCUGCUUGACAGCGCAGCUUGGGUCGGCACUGCAGCUCACCAUCAGCAGUCCGGACUCUAUUAGGUCGACGGCUAGUGUCGUCGCAUACGACCUUAUGUCAUACUAUACCGGAAAUCGGACUGGAGAUGUCCCAGGAAACUUGCCAGCCCCGUACUACUGGUGGGAAGCGGGAGCCAUGUUCGGCGAGAUGGUCGAAUACUGGUACUACACUGGUGACACGACAUACAAUGACGAAGUCAAGCAAGCUCUGUUGCACCAAGUCGGGGAUGACAAAGACUACAUGCCAAGGAAUCAGUCAAAAUCAUUGGGCAAUGAUGACCAAGUCUUCUGGGCCUUCAGCGCCAUGACGGCCGCCGAGUUGAAAUUCGAGGAUCCGGGAGAUGGACAGCCGUCGUGGCUGGCACUGGCGCAGGCCGUAUUCAACGAGCAAGCAUCAAGAUGGGACACGGAGACCUGCGGUGGAGGAUUACGCUGGCAGAUCUUCACCUUCAAUGCCGGAUACGACUACAAGAACGCUAUCUCGAACGGUGGUUUCUUCCAGCUGGCGGCACGCCUGGCGCGUUACACCCAGAACCAAACAUACGUCGACUGGGCCGAGAAAACGUGGAAGUGGUAUGCUGGAACCCCGUUGCUCGAUAUGGAAACCUGGCAAGUCAACGACGGAUCGAGUACGCAGAAGAACUGCUCGGAUGCCAGUCAGCUGCAGUGGACCUACAACUACGGUGUCUUCAUUGCCGGAAACGCAUACCUCUACAAUUACACUGGUGAUGGAAAGUACUUGGACCGCCUUGACGGUCUUCUAAAUACGACACUUCCAAGAUUCUUCCCUGACAACAUGGGAGGCGUUCUGGUCGAGGUAGCAUGUGAGCCCCUGGGCAACUGCAACAAUGAUCAACCCGCAUUCAAGGGGUUCCUCAUUCGAUGGCUCGCAGUCACAGCACAACUGGUGCCAGAAGUAUACGACCGCAUUUUCGAAUACUUGCGCAAAUCGGCGUCUGGGGCUGCAGGACAGUGCUCGGGAGGAGAGCUAGGAAGACACUGCGGUCGCGAGUGGAACUCGACGACGUGGGACGGAGUUUCAGGAGUCGGCGAACAGAUGUCAGCACUUGCGGCUAUCCAAGCUAUGAUGAUGGAUACAACCGAUCUCGCUGCACCCGUGGGAGCGACGACUGGAGGAACAAGUAAGAGCAACCCGAGUGCAGGCACAGGCGCCAGUGGCACGACGGGUAGUAAUGGUCUCCCGUCGGUGAACAGAGAGACUAUUACGACUGGCGACAAGGCUGGAGCCGGGAUCUUGACAGCAGUGGCACUGCUACUUACACUCAUCACGGGAGGAUGUUUGGUCCUCGAAUGA